Molecule: messenger RNA, 2213 nt
Organism: Raphanus sativus (radish)
Lineage: Eukaryota; Viridiplantae; Streptophyta; Magnoliopsida; Brassicales; Brassicaceae
Product: 4-hydroxybenzoate polyprenyltransferase, mitochondrial-like
Exons: 8
Coding region: 582-1733 (383 amino acids)
Biological process (GO): ubiquinone biosynthetic process
Cellular component (GO): mitochondrial inner membrane
Molecular function (GO): prenyltransferase activity
Source: RefSeq, a predicted model, not a curated record
UAUCUACUUCUAGAAAUUCUAUCAUGGACGAUUAAUCUGGAACCCGUUAACAGAAAGGAUUUGAACUUCAUACGUGCUUCUUCAGAAUUCAAGCUUUUGAUGGCCCAUUUGUCAGAUCAGUAAAUCUGAAUGGGCCCAAUAGUGAUCCAUCUGAGUUUCUGGACAAGUCUAGCUCGGAAGUCACCUUUCACGCCGGAGCCAUCAUUAGCCGGUAAGCUUUCCACUACCACUCUUCUUCCUCCUACUAGUAUGUUGAUGAGUUCGUGUUGAAUCUAGUUUUAGUUUCUGUUUUUGUCCUGCUUGUGACAGUUCAAGACAUUGUCGAUUAUCUCUAAACCAAGCAAAACCAAGCUCUUGCGAUUUGUUGCUUGAUUUUCUUGAUUCGUAUGAUUGUUUUUAACUUACUUGAAGGACCUAUGAAGUGAUUAAGAUCGCCAUGAAUAUUGUAGAUUCUUGAGAAGUUAGCUUUCACUCUAAACUGAACUUAGCUAGUGUGUUUUUUGAAACGUUGACUUUCUAGACUGUUAGCUGUUUGAAUCUCUCGUCUUUUUUUUUCUUGGAGGCAAAACUUUUUCUCAACAAUGACGUUUUCUGGGCUGUCCGGUGUUUCACGAGGGUUAUUGCAAUCAUCUGUUACUACACAUUACAUCAAUCCUUUGCCUAAGUAUCCUCUACGGAUUCAUAACCACGAAGUAUGGAGUAAAGGAACUGAACUGCAUCAGGAGAAAUCUCUUGGUGCUGGCUGGAAUUACAUAUUAGUUGCUGGAAUGUCUUCGUCUUUGGUUAGAGAUGGCAAACCUAAGAAGGAUGAUGAGAAAGAUAAAAGUAGUAUUGGUGUUGAGGAAGCUUCUUGGAUAGAUUUUUAUUUGCCAGAAGGAGCAAAAGGUUAUGCUAAACUUGCUCGUUUGGAUAAACCCAUUGGAACUUGGUUGCUUGCUUGGCCUUGUAUGUGGUCAAUUGCGUUGGCUGCUGAUCCUGGAAGCCUUCCAAGUUUUGAAAUGAUGGCUUUAUUCGGUUGCAAAGCACUACUUCUUAGAGGUGCUGGAUGUACUAUAAAUGAUCUGUUUGACCGGGACAUUGAUACAAAGGUUGAACGAACAAGACUAAGACCUAUAGCCAGUGGUCUUUUGACACCAUUUCAAGGGCUUCAGUUUCUUGGGCUACAGUUACUUUUAGGCUUAGGGAUUCUUCUCCAGCUUAACAACUAUAGCCGUGUAUUAGGGGCUUUAUCUUUGUUACUAGUCUUCUCCUACCCACUUAUGAAGAGGUUUACAUUUUGGCCUCAAGCAUUUUUAGGUUUCACCAUAAACUGGGGAGCACUAUUAGGAUGGGCUGCAGUUAAAGGAAGCUUAGAACCAGCUGUUGUACUCCCUCUUUAUCUCUCAGGAGUCUGUUGGACCCUUGUUUAUGAUACUAUUUAUGCACAUCAGGACAAAGAAGAUGAUGUGAAGGUUGGUGUUAAGUCCACAGCUCUUAGAUUCGGUGAUAAUACAAAGCUUUGGCUUACUGGAUUUGGCACAGCAUCCAUGGGGUUGCUUGCACUUUCUGGAUUGAGUGCAGAUCUCGGGUGGCAAUAUUACGCAUCACUGGUGGCUGCAUCAGGACAGUUAGGAUGGCAAAUAGGGACAGCUGACUUCUCAUCUUGUGCUGACUGCAAUAGAAAAUUUGUGUCGAACAAGUGGUUUGGUGCUAUUAUAUUUGGUGGCGUUUUACUUGGAAGAACUUUUCAAUAGAUGCUGAUGAACAUCUUCUUGGAGUGAGUAAGAGUAACAUAUUCCUAUAUAUUAAGAAUGUAAGUAGGCUCUUGAGACGUUGCUACCAAGUACAAGCUCAAGGUCCUUCAGGAUUGACAAACUCAAGGAGAAGCCAUUGUGAGAUAAGCUGAAACCUGACUUCUUCUCAUUAGUUUCUAGUUCUGUUAAUAGGAAACUUCUUGUUGUCAUUCCUUUUGUUUACAAGGAGGUUUGUUGAUACUCAUCCAAAUCUUUGGCAGUGUAGCCUUCUGCCCAGGCCAGAAGUUUUUUUGUUUUCUCGCAGUCAUUAAUUGAAAUAAUACGCGGUUUAAUUGCUAUAUUUGCGGUUAAACUGCUAAACAGUUGAUACAAAUGAGAGACUGUAAUGGUGAUGUGAUAACUGACUAUAAAAUGAAGAGAUAAAAACAAAAAGAAAUGUCAGAAGUGGGAAUUGAACCCACGCCCUCUCACGAGGACCAG